ACGGGUGGUCGCUGAAGUCAGUCAUCAACCUCUCAACGAGUAGCGGCCGAAGAUUGCAAUCAACUUGUCAACCGGUGAUUCCCGAACGCCGUCGUCAACUUCGCAACGAGAGACAGCUGGAGGUUGGUUCCUGAUCACCAUCGCCAUCUUCUCAAGGUGUGACCGCUGAAGAUCGCUUCCAACUUGCAGCGACGUUAUGGGAAUGGUCCUAGUGCUUUUGGCGAUGGCCACGUGCGGUUGCGAAGGAUUGGGAAUGAUGAGUUCGUACGGGAGGAGUAAGGGGACCCCCGAUGGAAGUGCUACUUCCCAGCCGCUCACAGAAGCAGGAGUGAGAAAGCCCUGCACUAACCAAGUAAACUGCACAUUUAUCAAGGGAACGACGUGUCUUAGAGGAUUCUGCUUAUGCGGCGACAAUACGCAUCCUGUUAAUGGAUUAUGCAGCGCUAUCAGAAAAGCGCCAAACCAUCGUUGCGAGAAAGAUGAAGAGUGUGUGGAUGGAGCUACCUGCACGCAACCAUCAGACACAUCGAAAUCAAACGGUGACAGCAACAACGGCGGCAACAAUAACAACAAUAGGAACAAAAAUGGCGGAGAGGACGAGGCUAUGAUUUGCGAAUGCAUGGAUGGAAUGAGGGACGCAGAUUCUUGCAAUGGUGGAUCUGCAAUGAAUCUCAACCUGAUACUGAUGGCUGCAUUGGGACUACUGGCGACCCUGAAUUCCGCACGAAUAUAAUACUGUUCGAGUGUAAACUCAUCAAAGAAAAUUUUUACAUGAGGAUCUAUAACCGAUGUAAGGAAUAUUCACCAACUAGUCAAUUUUUAGGCAAUUGUCCAGCGUUCUAGUCCUAAUUCCGUCGCAUUUCAAGUUAAAGAUAUAAAUGUUUCGUCCAAAUUAUUCACUCAUAACAUAUAAGAUCAAUGUUUCAAUUUUUUGUGGCAACAGACACCUAGAUCAAGUAUUGUGUAUUUGAAAUGAAUAGUUCUAAUUUCUUUUGUCUCCAAAUAAGCAUCGGCAGUUCCCAUUUUUGACUUCUCUCUAUCACCAUGUCGAUGUAUUUUCACUUAGCAUAAAUACAGGGUGUCCGCAAAGUUGGGGUUUUCCUUUUCAGAAAUAACUACCCUUGAAAUAACAAAGGUAAUGUGUAGUGAAACGAGGGCGACCAAGUAAAAAAAAAUAAAGGAAAAAGUACUCACUCUCCAGUUGACGAGAAGGGCUAAGUACGUCUCUGCCCGAAAUCAUACCGCUCCAACAGAAAAUGAAAUCAGCUGAUGUGCUACCAAGCAGACGCCGGCGGUGGUGCAGACCACGAACAGAGGUAACAAAUAUGACCAUCGUGCAAAAACCACAUUGAUUGUCUUACACUUAAUGACACAUCUUCUAACAAGGAAGGCAAAAUGUUGCGUAAAAAGUCUAGGUAUUGCAUCCCGUCCAAUCGACUUGGGAGAAUAAAUGGUCCAAUGAGCAUACCGUUCACCAUGCCAGCCCAAACAUUCGCCGAAAAUGUUUGUUGAAAAUGUGCCCGACUGACAGCGUGCGGAUUUUCUACUGACCAAACAUGAGUGUUGCGAAAGUUAUUCACCCCAUUACGCGUGAACGUAGAUUCGUCUGUCACCAAUAUGCACU
Molecule: messenger RNA, 1624 nt
Organism: Acanthoscelides obtectus
Lineage: Eukaryota; Metazoa; Arthropoda; Insecta; Coleoptera; Chrysomelidae
Source: the annotation of a GenBank genome assembly